Messenger RNA from Hirundo rustica (Barn swallow), 1270 nucleotides. RefSeq names its product G protein subunit alpha transducin 1 (gene GNAT1). Gene Ontology annotation, molecular function: G-protein beta/gamma-subunit complex binding; G protein-coupled receptor binding; GTP binding. NCBI's taxonomy places the organism in Eukaryota, Metazoa, Chordata, Aves, Passeriformes, Hirundinidae. The record is from RefSeq and is a predicted model, not a curated record. The transcript is spliced from 8 exons. Bases 115 to 1167 code for a protein of 350 amino acids. Gene Ontology annotation, cellular component: heterotrimeric G-protein complex. Gene Ontology annotation, biological process: adenylate cyclase-modulating G protein-coupled receptor signaling pathway.
GGCGGCGGGCACCGGGAGCGAGCGCUGGAGGCGGCGGGAAGCUGGAGCUCGUUGCCCAUCUUGGUGCUGACCUCCAAGGAGCGGGUGGUGAACCGCAGGGCUGCGGGGCUGAGGAUGGGAGCCGGGGCCAGCGCUGAGGAGAAGCAUUCCCGAGAGCUGGAGAAGAAGCUCAAGGAAGACGCUGAGAAGGAUGCCAGGACCGUCAAGCUGCUGCUGCUGGGGGCAGGGGAGUCGGGGAAGAGCACCAUCGUCAAGCAGAUGAAGAUCAUCCACCAAGACGGUUAUUCGCUGGAGGAAUGCCUGGAGUUCAUUGCCAUCAUUUACAGCAACACUCUCCAGUCCAUGCUGGCCAUUGUGCGGGCCAUGACCACCCUCAACAUCCAGUACGGGGACACGGCUCGACAGGAUGAUGCCCGUAAGCUGCUGCACCUCUCGGACACCAUUGAGGAGGGGACCAUGCCUAAGGAGUUGUCGGAAAUCAUUGGACGGCUCUGGAAGGACUCGGGGAUCCAAGCCUGCUUUGACCGCGCCUCCGAGUACCAGCUCAAUGACUCUGCGGGCUACUACCUGUCAGACCUGGAGCGCCUGGUGACCCCCGGCUACGUCCCCACAGAGCAGGACGUGCUGCGUUCCCGCGUCAAGACAACUGGCAUCAUCGAGACCCAGUUCUCCUUCAAAGAUCUUAACUUCAGGAUGUUUGACGUGGGCGGACAGCGCUCGGAGAGGAAGAAGUGGAUCCACUGCUUUGAGGGUGUGACCUGCAUCAUCUUCAUCGCGGCUCUCAGUGCCUACGACAUGGUCCUGGUGGAGGACGAUGAAGUGAACCGCAUGCAUGAGAGCCUGCACCUCUUCAACAGCAUCUGCAACCACCGCUACUUUGCCACCACCUCCAUCGUCCUCUUCCUCAACAAGAAGGAUGUCUUUCUGGAGAAGAUCAAGAAGGCCCAUCUCAGCAUCUGCUUCCCUGACUAUGAUGGUCCCAACACCUAUGACGAUGCGGGCAACUACAUCAAGCUGCAGUUCCUGGAGCUGAACAUGCGACGGGAUGUGAAGGAGAUCUACUCCCACAUGACCUGCGCCACCGAUACCGAGAAUGUCAAGUUCGUCUUUGACGCCGUGACUGACAUCAUCAUCAAGGAGAACCUCAAGGACUGCGGGCUGUUCUGAGCCCCAGCCGAUCACCCCCUCCCCUGGGGUCCAGCCCCGCUGCUGACCCCAUCCCACCUCCACAACCAUCUCCGCUUGCCCCAAACCCCUGGGAUUUGACCUG